AUGAAUAACUGUGAUAAAUAUAAAAUAAAUGAUCAAAGUUGUCCAAAAGGAAUGGUACCAAUUUUAAAGCAAAGAAAUGGAACUGACAGCAUUCAUCUCGACACGAUCGAGUAUCCCGGCCAACAUUUUGCAACAAUUGAAAAUAUAUUGGAUGGGACCAUCUAUCGAGGAGCUGAAGCUUAUAUAAGUUUUCAUAAUUUAACUCUACAAAAUAACCAAUACAGUAAAAGUCAAAUUUGGUUAGAAAAUGGACCUCGCGAUCAACUCAAUAGCAUACAAGUUGGUUUGGCAGUGCAUCCAAAAUUAUAUGGGGACAGUUUAACGCGACUUACAAUAUACUGGACCGCAGAUGGCUAUAAAAAAACUGGAUGCUAUAAUACAAAUUGUCCUGGCUUUGUUCUUGUUACUCGAUAUCAUUGGCUCGGAAUGUAUUUUGGUAGAUCCUCUAAUGAUGGUGGUCAAGAGAGUAUUUAUGUUCAACCAAAAAUUUUUCAGGAUGGAUUCACUGGAAAUUGGGCACUAAAAGUACAUGAUGAAUUAAUUGGAUAUUGGCCCAAAGAGUUAUUUACACAUUUAAACGACGGAGCUUCUUUGUUACGAUUUGGAGGAAAUACGUUUACAUCUUCUAGUAAAAUUAGUCCUCCGAUGGGAAAUGGUUGUUUUCCUGAUUUACCGGAAAGUUCAAAUUUUCUGUUUGUUAAAGCUAAGGAUUCGAACUACCAAACCGUUGAAAUUGAAGAUGAGAAAACAAGACGCUACGUAGAUGCUUAUCAGUGUUAUAGACUAUAUUAUGGGGGAUAUGCGGAAAGCACUGGAGUACACUUCUAUUAUGGAGGACCAGGUGGAAAUUGUGGUAUUUAAUGAUUUUUGAAUCUUGUA
Camelina sativa (false flax) is the source of this 879-nucleotide messenger RNA. The record is from RefSeq and is a predicted model, not a curated record. NCBI's taxonomy places the organism in Eukaryota, Viridiplantae, Streptophyta, Magnoliopsida, Brassicales, Brassicaceae.